This is a messenger RNA of Mizuhopecten yessoensis (Yesso scallop), 5190 nucleotides long. RefSeq names its product transient receptor potential cation channel subfamily M member 3-like. Lineage: Eukaryota; Metazoa; Mollusca; Bivalvia; Pectinida; Pectinidae. Gene Ontology annotation, molecular function: monoatomic cation channel activity. The coding region runs from base 184 to 5169 and encodes 1661 amino acids. The record is from RefSeq and is a predicted model, not a curated record. Gene Ontology annotation, biological process: monoatomic cation transmembrane transport; protein tetramerization. Gene Ontology annotation, cellular component: membrane. The transcript is spliced from 26 exons.
CUUUAACAACGUGGAGCGGAUAAUUUGAGCAGAAGAAUAACAUUAUUACUGUUGAUUUUAAUGAUCGUAUGAGAUUGCAGACGUCGAUGGAGACACCAUUUAGUAUAACUACGAAAUCGCCAAUCGACGCCAGUCGUUUACAAACGGGCAAAUCUGGCAUGGUUAAAUCCGAUGUAAAACAGGAUGACAACAUUGCGGGUCUCAACCCGUAAAGAGGAAAAGCAUGCCACAGAUUCCUUUUCACUGGUGCGCCAACUUAGUGGGCAGAUCGCAGGGAGUCAGAGGUCAUGGGUUGAAAAGACCUUUUACAAGCGCGAGUGCUGUAAAUUCAUCGCCAGCCUGCGUGAUCCGGGCAAGUGCUGCUGUGGGCGGAAUAAAGACUGGCAUGACACGCUAUCAAACCUCUAUAGUCCCUCCCCUGUCAAUGAGAAAUGGCAUCCCUAUGGACACACGCAAUCAUAUCCUACAAAUGCAUAUGGCACCAUUGAGUUCCAGGGGGCACCACAUCCCAGCAAAGCACAGUAUGUAAGGCUGAGCAGCUUUGACAGCAAACCAGAACAGGUCCUACAGUUACUGCAGAAACACUGGAGCCUCGAUUUUCCAAAACUUCUCAUCACUGUACAUGGGGGAAUUCUCAACUUUGACCUCCAGCCAAAAUUAAAGCGAGUGUUUAGAAAAGGACUUCUGAAGGCGGCUAAAACAACAGGGGCAUGGAUCAUCACUGGGGGUACAAAUACAGGUGUAACAAGACAUGUUGGAGACACAAUCAGUGACAGGACAACCAAGUUAAAAAACAAGGUGGUGGCCAUUGGAAUAGCACCCUGGGGCAUUGUGGAAAAUAAGGAAGACCUCAUCGGCAAAGACAAAGUGGUGCCGUACCACUGUGUGUCAUCACCUAAAACUAACUAUGCUGUCCUAAACAGUAACCACUCCUACUUCCUCCUUGUGGACAAUGGCACUGUCGGCAAAUAUGGCGGGGAGAUCAUCUUCAGGAAAAGGCUUGAAAAAUACAUUGCACAACAGAAAAUAUCCAUAGCAAGUGGUGUCAAGGGUCGUGGUGUGCCUGUCAUAUGUGUGGUGUUGGAGGGUGGGGCCAAUACCAUACGGUCUGUUCUGGAGUAUGUCACCGACUCCCCACCCGUCCCUGUUGUUGUCUGUGAUGGGAGUGGUCGUGCUGCUGACCUCCUGGCCUUUACACACAAGUACACACUGGAGGAUGGCACAAUGCCGGAGAGUUUACGAGAUCAGCUCAUUCUAACCAUUCAGAAGACAUUCCAGUAUUCUCAAGAACAAGCAGAGAAGCUCUUCAUCGAGUUAAUGUUGUGUAUCAAGAAAAAGGAGCUGAUAACGGUGUUCCGCAUGGGAGAGGGAGCUCAGGACAUAGACCUUGCCAUUCUUACUGCGCUGCUCAAAGGAACGAAUGCCAGUGCACCUGACCAACUGAGUCUAGCUUUGACUUGGGACAGAGUGGACAUAGCAAGAAGUCAUAUUUUUGUCUAUGGUCAGGAGUGGCCCGAAGGCUCCCUGGAGCAAGCCAUGAUGGAUGCACUCAUCAACGAUCGUGUGGACUUCGUGAAGCUGUUACUUGAAAAUGGUGUGAGCAUGCAGACAUUUCUGACCAUACAGAGGCUGGAGGAACUCUACAACACGAGGCACGGUCCCAGUAACACCCUGAGGUACCUCGUACGAGAUAUCAAAAAGCAUGUGCCCUCCCAUUACCGGUACAACUUGAUUGACAUAGGCGCCGUCAUCGAGCACCUGAUGGACGGGGCCUUCCGCGCCUCUUACUGUCGCAAACGGUUCAGGCAGAAAUACAACGCCAUCAAGCGUAAUGGCGUGGCUGGUAACAUGGGCAAUCUGGUCACCACACUGCCCCUGUUUCUGGACACUAAGGAGGCUCAGGAGCUCUUCCCUUACCCCUUCCACGACCUCAUGAUCUGGGCCGUCCUGAUGAAGCGACAGAAGAUGGCACUGUUUAUGUGGCAGCAUGGAGAAGAAGCCAUGGCCAAGGCCCUGAUGGCCUGUAAGCUGUAUAAAGCUAUGUCACACGAGGCUGACUCUGAUGAUCUCGAGGUGGAUAUCUCAGAUGAACUCAGGUCUUAUGCAAAGGAAUUCCAAGUGUUGGCGUUGGGGUUACUGGAGCACUGUUACAAGAUAGACGAUGACUACACUCAACAGCUGCUCACUUAUGAACUCAAGAAUUUCAGCGACCAGACUUGUCUGAGUCUGGCUGUGGCAGCUAACCACCGAGAGUUUGUAGCUCACACCUGUUGUCAGAUCCUCCUCAAUGACAUGUGGAUGGGAGGUCUACAGAUGAGGAAAAACAGCAGUCUCAAGGUAAUUAUGGGUAUACUGAUUCCCCCUUAUAUUCUGGCCCUGGAGUUUAAGAGUAAAGAGGAGCUACAGUUGAUGCCCCAGACAAUGGAGGAACACUUGGAUGAGCUGGAGAACCAGGCCAGUGAGGAAGGAGACCUGUCCUUCAGUGAGGACAUCAACGAGGACCAUGUUAAUGAGAACCUGUACAUAGAUGACGUCAAUGUAGAGACGAGCUUCCAUUCGUCCAGCCAGGGCUUCCCCAGAGAGAACGGGUCCAUCCACAACGAAAGUAACCAGGAAUACUCACAAUUCACGAUAAAGAAGAAGAAAAGCCCAUUACGACUCGGCAAGAGGAUCUAUGAGUUUUAUAAUGCACCGAUCACUAAAUUUUGGUUUUAUACUAUGGCCUAUAUUGGAUUCUUGAUCUGUUAUACAUAUGUUGUGUUGGUGAAGACCUCGCCAGAACCCCGGUGGCAGGAAUAUCUUGUCAUGUCCUAUAUGUUUACACUGGCAAUCGAAAAAAUUAGACAGGUGAUUGCCUCAGAGCCAGUGAAGAUCCGUGUCAAGUUACGUGUACACUUUAGUCAGCUGUGGAAUGUAUGGGACUCCAUUGGGGUGGCGCUGUUCACUGUGGCUGUGUUGAUUCGACACGUCCAGGACACCACCAAUAACGUGCGGGUCCUUUACACCAUCAACAUCGUCUUCUGGUACAUACGCAUCCUUGAGAUCCUGUCCGUCAAUAAAUAUCUCGGCCCCUAUGUCAAGAUCAUUGGCAAGCUGCUGAGAGACAUGUCUUACUUCAUCAUCAUCCUCCUGAUUGUACUGAUGAGCUUUGGUAUAGUGAGACAGGCCAUCCACUUCCAAAACGAAGAACCGUCCUUCAAACUGGUCCGCAACAUGUUCUUUUACCCAUACUGGAUGAUCUAUGGAGAAUUGUUUGCUGACGAGAUUGACACCUGUACAGACACCGAGCGUCACCCUGAGGGCUGCACCUAUGGGUCGUGGGUAGCUCCGGCCCUGAUGUGUGUCUACCUCUUGGUGGCCAAUAUACUGCUGGUCAACCUCCUCAUUGCACGCUUUAAUGCAACCUUCAUUAAAAACAACGCCAACUCCAGAGAGAUCUGGAAAUUUCAACGAUAUCAGCUGAUCAUAAACUACGAACUUCGCCCCAUCCUGCCACCUCCACUGUUGUUCUUUAGUCACAUAUUUCUGGCUUUUAAGUUCAUGAUUCGACGCUGUAAAGGCAAACGAGACCUGUUUGACAAUGGGCUAAAACUUUUCCUGUCACUGGAUGACACAGAGAAGCUACAUGACUUUGAGGAGGAGUGUAUAGAGGACUAUUUCAGGGAGAAGGAACACCAGUUCCAGUCCUCGAAUGAAGAGAGAAUCCGAAUCAUCAAUGAAAGAGUUGAGAACAUGACCCUUCGGAUGGAUGAUGUGAACCAAAAAGAAAAUUCCAUCAAGCUGUCCCUACAAACAGUGGAGUACCGUUUAUCCAAACUGGAGGAGAUUUCUAUCCAGUCAGCUGAUAUACUCAACUCCAUGCGUAAUUUUAUGGCCCGAGGGGUACGCCACAUCAGUGCGUCAAGUGGUACAUCUAGUCACGGUCGUCUGGGCAGCCAGGACUCUAUUGUGGAGGUGGCAGACUUACACAUGUAUGACACUCCAGCCAAGACAGAGCAGGAAGCCACGACCAGUCGGGGGACGGGACCGGACAGAACAUCCGAGUCCUCUAUAACAACACCUGAUGCCAAUGCCACCAUGCGUAGUAUACCCUCGCCCCUGUUAGUACAUUCCAAGAAACCUGUAAAGGAGGAGCACAUGCACCGCUAUACUGACUUUACCAAACCCAUAACCCUACAGAGGUCCGGUUCAGGUCACAGGUCGAUGGACCGAUCUCAUAGCCAGAAGUCACGAACCCCACUGCCUCGUCUCUCAGAAAAUAGUCCUGAGGCCAAAAUAACAGAACCGAUUGUUCCAAAGGAAAUUUCUCUACAACAGCGACGAAAGGGAGGGCCAAGUGGGCCCAAACUAGUGGUGGACAUAGACAAGGCUAAUAUUUCAUCCACUGAAGAUCUGACUCAUAUCCUCAACAAGCCACGUGGCAUUCUGUUGAGGGAACACAAUGUGAAUGAUACUAAUCAAUCAGCUGCUGUCUACACUACUGCUAAACUUGUAGUAGACACGACGAUGACGACAGGUCAAAUGACGACUGAUGGCAUGAUUGAGGACAUGUCCGAUGAGGAGCAGCAGGAGAUAUCAAGUAAAGACCCGCCUAUCAUCACCACAUCCUUAUCCUCGUCCCCUGUACGCUCGUCUGGGCAUGCAGCCACUGCAAUGUACAGUGUGCCUAGUUCUAUGGUGGCCCAGCUCACGCCCAUCCUUACCUCACUGAGGUCCGAGUACACCACCAUCACUGACGAGAUUGACACAUCCUGUAUGAUGGACAAGAGUCCGCCCGGCAGCCCCUCCACAGCAGGGGCUUUCUUCGAUGGAAAGUUUGAUAAUAGAAAGAAAAACUCUAUAAAAAUGCUGAACGAGAAUGCCUUGCUGAAGCAGGCAGAAGAGGUAGGUCAUAAACGCAUGGAAAAAGUGAUCAGACACCGUUUACGACAGAUCUCUCUUGACGAGAAUGACAGCAUCAGUGACAUUGCCAAGCUUGUGGUAAGUGAAAUGAACUUGACAGAAGAGGAUCCGGAGGAGCAGUCAGGCCAGGAGGACGAGCCUGAGGUGAACCAUUCAGAUCAUCAUGGAUCAGCGGAGAGUGUCAUCAUGGGUCACCUUACUACUGAUAUGGUAGAGAUACGCAUACGCAGGGCAUCCACGGAGGACAAAUCUGACAUGACAUUAUGACUUUGUCAAUUUUAGGUUAUU